AUGACGACCGACCUGGAGAAGCCACUACCUGAGCUAUGCCAGGAUGCCUCGCAUCCCCCGACAGCCCAGUAUUCGCUGGCUGAGGUACCUAAACGGAAGCCCGUCCCUACCGCUCACGAUGCACCAGGUGCAACCGAGAACGCGCCAAAAGCGUAUGCUUCAAAUCCUCCCACUAGGCUGACCUGGUGGAACUGGAGUCAUUUUCCUAGAAGGAAGCGUCUUAUCAUCAUCGGCGCUGCCAUCGCUGUGGUCUGUCUGUUGGCGCUGAUCAUCGGUCUCGCGGUGGGAUUGACCAAGGGGAAGGGUCACUCCAAUCUGCCCUUACCUACUUCUCAUGGUGGCCCGUACCAGGGAGAUAUGACCUACUACAACCCCAGCCUGGGCUCAUGCGGCAUCAUCAACACGGACUCUGACUUGAUCUGCGCGGUCUCGCAUGUCCUCUUUGACGCUGCUUCCACAGGAACGAAUCCGAACGCAAACCCACUGUGCGGGCUCAAAGUGAGAUUGCGCCGAGGUGAAACGAGUGUAGAUGUCAAGGUUGUGGAUCGAUGUGUGGGUUGCAAAGUGGAUGAUCUGGAUGUUUCCCCCGCGGUCUUCCAGAAACUCGCCGAUCCGGAUCUGGGUCGGGUGCUGAUAGAUUGGUCCUGGUUGGAGAACUCGCCUGUGGCGAAGUCGCAGUCGUGA
Aspergillus clavatus NRRL 1 is the source of this 684-nucleotide messenger RNA. Its product is annotated as RlpA-like double-psi beta-barrel domain-containing protein. Lineage: Eukaryota; Fungi; Ascomycota; Eurotiomycetes; Eurotiales; Aspergillaceae. The transcript is spliced from 3 exons. The record is from RefSeq and is a predicted model, not a curated record. Bases 1 to 684 code for a protein of 227 amino acids.